This is a messenger RNA of Bemisia tabaci, 5708 nucleotides long. It is a transcript of the gene Pde9, whose product is annotated as phosphodiesterase 9. Gene Ontology annotation, biological process: signal transduction. Gene Ontology annotation, molecular function: 3',5'-cyclic-nucleotide phosphodiesterase activity. The record is from RefSeq and is a predicted model, not a curated record. NCBI's taxonomy places the organism in Eukaryota, Metazoa, Arthropoda, Insecta, Hemiptera, Aleyrodidae.
ACAUGAGCCGCUCAGUGUUGUUUCCGCGCUCGCCGACCCACGACCGGCCCGACGUCCUGCCGCUCCUGUCACGCCCGCUACCCCCGGAGCGUCACCCUCGUCAGCAACGACGUCAGCUCGAGACUCGUUGAGUGAUUUUCUCCCGUCUUCGGACCCUCUCGCAAACCCCUUGUCACCGAUAGUGGCCAACCCCUCGCGUUAGCGCAUUUGUCGAGUGAUUUUCUGGCUUCCCAAAAAACUGUUGAACAGAGCCUUUUUUCGCGAUUUGUUAUUCAAAGCGAAUGAAGCAGUAACCUGUACAUUCCAUUGAUUGACACCCGCGCUCCUCUUCUUGCGUCUUCCGGAAUCGGGAGGGUUGUGACAGAAUUUAUCGAAGGACUCCAACGGUCGCGUUCUCGUUUCGAAUUUUGAACGUUCGAUUGGUUCAGUGACUGUGUGGAAACUUUCCUCAUCGCACGCUUCUGGAGUGGUGUUCCAAGUUGUUGGGCCGCGAGUGCGACUGUUAAAAGUUGAUGCGUUUAUCCUGUCCUCGCUCUCGGACGAGUGAUGUCCGAUUCGUCUCGGACAAAGGCGAUGCGUUAGAAUGACCUAUCCGAGUGGAGAAUCGAUCGAAUAUAACUUGGUUAAAGCGCGGGCUUCGUGCUGAAUUGCAUUGCUCUCCGGCCGAAAGUGAAGAAAGUAAUUCAAGUGCGGCCCCUAGAUAUUCCUCUUAUCUAAGCCUUUGUUGUUCAAGUACGAACGGAGUUGCGAGACUCGACGCAGCUUUCGGUUUUGAGGUUGUCUUCUCUCUCUCUUUCCUGUCGGUUUCUCAAAGUCAUUUUGUUUUAUUGAGAGUGCACAGUUGUGGAUACAAGGUGUGACGUCGUAAUUGGUCGGAGUAAGGAGGUUGCGCACAGGCGGGUGACUUGCUCUGAGGAAAUCCAGAAUAGAUUCAUAAUGGGCGGAUGAUAACUUACUCAGAAAUAAGAGGGCAAGGAUGGGAUUGCAGAAUGAUUAACAUGAAAGGGUCUGAGCAGUAGCUUGGUGCCUGAAUAUGACGUCAUGGACGGAAAGGUGGUGUAUAUAUCGGUGGAUGACCGGUUAGAGACUCUUCAUCUUCCCUCUGACGUCACGCCCGAUCAGAUACGUGAGCUGCUGCGAUCGUUAUGCCAGGUGACGAAUCCUCAGGCGAGCAUCUGGUUGGUGGACGCGGAGGGUCGUAAGCUCUCCAUCGACUCGGAGCUGCCGGCCAACUCGCCCGAGAACCCCUACCGCCCCCUGGCCCGACCACGCAACGGUAUGUUGGUCGACGAAGUUGAAAUGGAAUUCAUCAGUUUAGAACAAAGUUUGAAGGAAUUAGAAGAACAAGCAGACAACUCAACGGAAAUUUGCUCAAAAGUCAAAAUGAUUGAAGACAAACUACAUAAGAUCAAAAAUAAGUUAGAAACUUCAAAGCACAAUACUUGGAUUAAUUUUUACAAAGAGAUACCACCCUCAAUCAUGAAAUUACAGUAUCGAAGGCUGAGUGACGGGAAACAAAGCAAAGUCAGGAAGGAAUUUUACGAAAUUUGCAACAACACGCUGAGUGAGGAGGUGCGGCAAGCUUUACGUCUUCCAUCGUUUGACUGCAGCACUUUCGAGGACGCUGAGAUCCUCCACAUUCUCCAGUACAUGUACAUCGACUUCGACCUACCCAAAAAGUACAACAUCGAUUUGAACACUCUUAGAGAAUUCCUAUUCACGGUCUACAAAAACUACAAUGACGUUCCCUUCCACAAUUUUAGGCAUUCUUUUUGUGUUACGCAAAUGAUGUAUGCGAUGUGCAUGAAAGUCAAUUUAAAAGAUAAAAUCGGCGACCUUGAAAUUCUAGUCCUUCUUACGUCCUGUAUCUGUCAUGACCUUGAUCAUCCAGGAUAUAACAAUAUGUAUCAGAUAAAUGCUAAAACCGAGCUUGCUAUCCGCUAUAAUGAUAUAUCACCUCUAGAAAAUCAUCACUGCUCAAUGGCAUUUCGUAUUUUAGACCUACCUAGUUGCAAUAUUUUUAGCUCCAUGACAAAAGAAGUAUACCGGACAGUGCGAGAGGGCAUUAUCCGGUGUAUUCUGGCCACGGACAUGUCACGGCACAAUGAAAUCCUGCAGAAGUUUGUCGAGGCUCAGGAAGAACAACAAUUCGAUUUUGAAAACAAAAACCACGUUAAUUUGCUAGAAAUGGUGCUAAUUAAAGUAGCAGAUAUAUCAAACGAAGCACGUCCAAUGGAAGUUGCAGACCCCUGGCUUGAUAAAUUAUUACAGGAAUUUUACAAUCAAAGUGAUCUUGAAAAAGACCAGGGCCUCCCUGUCACACCAUUUAUGGACAGGGCCAAAAUAUCUAAAAGUUCCUCUCAGUGCAAUUUUAUUGGAAUUGUUUUACUCCCUUUGUUCGAAGCACUCGAAAAACUCUUCCCUGAGUUGAAGGAUAUGAUUGUGAACCCGGUGAAAGAGGCACUGGCUUUCUACCAAGAGUGCCUCCGAAAUGAACAGCGAACAAAACGAACGAGCGUCAUAAGUGCUCCUCACUCCACGGCUAGCUCAGGUCCAAACUCUCCUAUCAAAAUUACUCCUUUUGUACCAACGAACAACACCUUACAUAAAUCUCAGCAAUCGGAAGAGGGAUCAUCAUCUCGUGCUAGUAGUCAAGAUUCUAUAGGUUAUGAGCAAGAUGACAACUGCAACAUAAGUAGGAGUGAGGAUGAUGCAGCUGUCAAUGAAGUCACGGUUUCUGAGCAAACAUCAACUUUUAAAAUUGCGACGGAUAAUCCUUGUUCAGGGAAAAAGAGCCAACCAGGAAGUCGGAAAGGUAGCAGGGAAAAAGCUCACUUGUCUGGUGAUUCGGACUUGGCCCAUUUUUACACCGGAUCCGUACACAGCAGUGACAGUGGGGAAAAAAAGAGUUGGUCUUCUAGUGAACAAUACAGUAUUGACGAAAAUCGCCUUCGACACGAUACCAGGAAAAAAUCAGUUUCUAGUCCAGAGGAAAGGAAAGAGACACGAAGUUAUUCGUACGUAGAGCAACCAAAAUCAAGGAAAGAUAUUUUCCAUGACAGUGGCAAUAGCUUUAAAAAACGAUCUGCUUCAGCAUGCAGUUCGGAUGAAUUGAAGGACUCUGACAGCCGAGUCUCCUUUGCAAACUUUAACUACCCAUACAGAAAAAAGAGUAUAACACCUUGCAAGAGUCCAGAGCUUAAGGAAGAGGAAGAAGAAGGAAAACCUGCCUCUGGAAAUGUCGAAAGCUGUAGCUAUUCUUUUGCUGCCAAAAAAUUGGAGUCUAACAACACAAGUAAAUCAGUUGAUGAACCUAAUAGUAAGAAUUAUUCACUGCAUCGGGUUGAGGGGUCAAACCCAGUUCCUAGUGAUACUCAAAUACUAACUUCUGUGCGCCCCACCAUGACUGAAGAUGCCUCGAGUCUCAAAGAUAUUGAUUGCGAGGCAGACAAAACACAACCCACAGCUGUUCCGCUGGCGGAACAAGCUGAAAUUUCCGGCUCGUCCUGUUGUCAAGAAAAGAACUCCGAAACUCUAGUCCAAUGUGUUAAUAGUGUUAAAAAUGUAGACCAAGCUAGCACGGUGCAAAGUAUCGACAUCGCCGUGAAAGAAACGUUUGACGGGAAACCAAAAGUCCCGUCUCCUCAGUCAACGGUUAUGAAAAGAUUGAAGAAGAGCUUUGGAGAUCCAUUUCGGCUGUCGCGACGGAGCACUAGUAGCGAUUCCAGUUCGUCGAAAUUGACUGUUGCUGAAACAUCAUCUCAGCCUGCAUCACCUGCAUCGCUGAAAACUCAAAAAACAGAAGAAGUGGAGGAAGAGCAAAAAGCAAUGACAUUACCGAAAGUUUUAAAGAAGCGUAAAUCGCGAAAGUGGAGGGUGCUAAAAAUGAAGUCAGACACAGGAAGUUCGUCUACCGAGAGAUUAAACAAAGAUUUUAGUCGACGAAAAUCUUCUGACGGUGAGGCGAGAGGCAUCUCCGGAAAUAAUAAAAUCGAAAAUGGGAUGACUCCACCAGAUGAGGAUUCAACAACUGAAGCAGCGAACAACAACAAAGUAAAAUCAAACUGUGCGAAUAUUGGUCGGCAAAAGAAAUCUUCCUCCGACGCAAAGUAUCCUCGUUGGAUGUCAACGUUGAAGGCAUCGUUUAAUUUUAAAAAGUCAAGUAAUUCUUAAAUAGGUACACUUACUUUAAGCCCUACCUACUUUUGUUGCUCCUCUCGUUAUUUCUUCUCUCCAAAGACCAAUCAUCCAGGGAUAAACUAAUUCUAGUUGUACCCACUUGUUUAUAUCCAUUUUAACCAUGAUUUGAAUAAGUUGUACCUAUGUCUCAAGUAGGUAAUGUGCAAUAAGUAUAGAUAACUCGAUGUGAAAGUAGCUGUAUAAAUAGCGAUUCUUGGACAUCGGUAACAUUGUUUUUCCUCUUCAAUUCAUCAGAAUAUCGGUUUCUGGUGGGUCAGCUUCCUUCAAUGACACAUAUCAAUGGAACAUAUUUGGAUCGAGCGGAACUAUUUCCUCUAUAACAUUAUCUCAGUCAUGCAUGAUAUUCUAUUGGAUCUCGAGGUCCAGAUCAAAAUGGAGAUAGCUCCUUUGGGUUCAAAUACGUCUAACGGUGAAACUACUGAACCACGUUGUCUUUGAAAACUCUGGUUUUUCAGAUGGAAGCAUAUAUCUGUAUGUACUCCUAAUUUUGGAUGAUAAAAAAGGUACCAAAACUAUUCUGUAAGAUAGCAAUGAUGAGAUACUCUUCAAUGUUCUGCAAGAAUUUGUGAAAUUUGUAAGUAUUCAACUGCUGAGAGUCAUGAAAGAAAAGCUGAGCUAGUUUCAGUCUGCGAAUUAGGAACGAAAACUUCAUUUACAGAUUCUUAUGUGAAUUUAUACUCAAUUUUCUGAGCUGGUUUUUAGAAAAUUUUUAUCAAAUUAAGGCCCAACGAAAACUGUACAAUUUAACGUCCCCAAAACUAAAAAUUCAACUUGGUUUUUUUGGAUCGAGCGUUCGUUUUUUUAGUUUUGCAUAGUAUCAGGCUAAGAAAUGUAACACGGGUACCUCCUUUUAUCACCCGUUUACUGUUUUUUGUAUGUAAGAAAAAUCAUUUUAAAAAAUUAUUCCGGAUGUCAUAUCAAUUAUUAUGGUCCACCAGUAAGAGAAAAGUGGUCAAAUGAGCGGUCUUUUUUUGCAUUGUCAGAUCUUAUUAAAAGACGGAUCAAAGAAAAAUAGCUCAAACUGUUGUUUUUUUUUCGUCUUAAAAUAGCAAUUGUUUCUAAGUUUUGCAAAUUUUUCAGAUUCAUUCUUAGAAAGACAUUUCAUGCGCAUUUUUUUUUAAGUCAAGGAUAAUUUAUCUAUCUUAUGAUUUUUUCUUGAAUAUCUGAACGCACACGUCUCCACAAAACCUCAAAGAUUGUUUAAAAAAUUAUGAAGUUUAAAAAUUAGGAGUUGUCUCAUAAAUAUAAAAAACAAAAUCGUGACUGUCUCGAUUUUUCCGAGCCGCUCGUGACGUUAUUUACUUAUAUAUUUAAAAUUUACGGUCAUUCUAUCAUAGUCAAUUUACUUUCUGCCUCCUGCCCUCCUCAAAACCCCCCUCCCCCAUUUCUUAGAGUUGUAAUUUCAUUUUUCAUCGGUCAUCGGGAAAGGAAACCAAACAUAUUUUUGUAGAUGCAGUGAUACUUACUGACGUAAAAUUUGAAUAAAACCAUAAAAUGCAUUUAAGAUA